AAUAUUUCAGAUUUCGGCUGGUAGAUUAGUUGAAACAAGGCUUUGACGGGCUCAGGAUGUUCUUUUUGGGAACUGAAAAGCAUGCCUGAAAUCCCCAGAUAGCUAAAAAGAAUGAGCAUUGUAACUAAGCAAAGAGAGCCUCUAAGAUUGCCUAUCAAAACAGAGGCAGAGCUAGAUAAGAUCAGCAACUUACCAGGACAUGUUAUUGAUCAAAUCUUGUCACAUUUGCCGAUAAGGGAUGCCGUAAGGACUAGUGUUCUGUCAAGGAAGUGGAGAUACAAAUGGGCUACAAUACCGUAUCUUGUGUUUGAUAAUCAGUGUCUUAAUGUCUCUUCCCAAGACCAAACUUUCAUAAAAAACAAGCUUGUAAACAUCAUUGACCAUGUACUCUUACUUCACAAGGGUCCAUUACACAAGUUCAAACUCUCUCAUCGAGAUCUUUUAGGAGUCACUGACAUUGAUCGAUGGAUUCUUUGUUUAUCGAGGAGCUCUAUCAAAGAAUUCAUACUGGAAAUAUGGAAGGGCCAGCGCUACAAGCCGCCUUCUUGUUUAUUUAAUUGCCAGAAUUUGAUUCAUUUGGAGCUAUUUAAUUGCUUGCUAAAACCUCCAUUGACAUUCAAAGGUUUCAAGAAUUUGAGGAGCCUUGAUCUUCAGCACAUUACCAUCAUCCAAAAUGUGUUUGAAAACCUCAUUUCUAGCUGCCCUCUGCUUGAGAGAUUAACAUUGAUGAACUUUACUGGUGUCACACAUCUUAACAUUGAUGCACCAAAUCUGCAAUUCUUUGACAUUGGAGGUAUUUUUGAUGAUGUUAGCUUUCAGAAUACAGUCCAUUUAGCUCUAGUUUCCAUUGGUUUGUAUGUGAAUAUCGACAAUGAAGAGAACAAUGCUGAAGAGAACUCUAGUAAAUUGCUCAGAUUCUUUGUUAAUCUGCCCCAUAUUCGAAGGCUGGAGGUUCAGAGUUACUUUUUGAAGUAUUUGGCUAUUGGAAGUGUGCCAAGCAGGUUGCCUAACCCAUGUGUUGAUCUGAAUUAUCUAUCCAUUCGCAUAGAUUUUGAGGAUUUGGAGGAAAAUAUAGCUGCUCAAUGCCUCCUACGAAGUUGUCCAAAUCUUCAAGAGCUGGAAAUGUUGGCUCGACCAGAGGAACAAAAUUCUGUGGAAACAUCCUCUAACUUUUGGGAAGAUGAUCAUUGGAGCUCACUGUUUGCCCAUCUGAGACUGGUUAAAGUAUCAGGCAUCUCCGGUGUUAAAUCGGAAAUGGAUUUCAUCAAGUUCCUGCUUUCAAAUUCACCUGUCCUUGAGCGGUUGACUGUUAAGCCUGCUUCCCAGGAUGGUGAAUGGGAGCUGAUGAAGGAAUUGCUGCGGUUCCGGCGCGCCUCAAUAUAUGCAGAAGUCAUUUAUUUAGACCCAUGAUAGUUAUGUGGCUGCCAUGAAGGAAAGACAGGAACAUGUAAAAUAGUAUGCAAAAAGCUGUGUUCUUCUGGAUGUUAUGCCUUGCCUUGUCGGAAGAAUUCUUGUAAGUAAUACCACUUGUUUACGUAUUUAUUAUUUGUCAACUAAUGCAGCCCCCAUCGGAGGUGUGCUCAUUAACCCUUAAUUAUUGUCGUUAAUCAAAAUGUAUCUUCAUUUUAUCUAUGAAAUUUGAAAAUAGAAACUAUCUUUCA
Theobroma umbraticum is the source of this 1661-nucleotide messenger RNA. Its product is annotated as F-box/FBD/LRR-repeat protein At1g13570-like. NCBI's taxonomy places the organism in Eukaryota, Viridiplantae, Streptophyta, Magnoliopsida, Malvales, Malvaceae. Gene Ontology annotation, molecular function: protein binding. The record is from RefSeq and is a predicted model, not a curated record.